Messenger RNA from Ruditapes philippinarum (Manila clam), 493 nucleotides. RefSeq lists its product as uncharacterized. The transcript has 2 exons. Lineage: Eukaryota; Metazoa; Mollusca; Bivalvia; Venerida; Veneridae. Bases 1 to 465 code for a protein of 154 amino acids. The record is from RefSeq and is a predicted model, not a curated record.
AUGUAUGUAAUACAGGGCAGAUCCUUUUUUAAAUGUUUCAGGGUUAUGGCUAUUGGGCCUCUACACAGUGUCAUCCCGGAACGUUUCCAUCAACACCUCUCAAGAAAAACUCUGAAGAGUUAUUUGGCAUGUGAUGAAAAGUAUAGAGAACAGCUGGAAAGCAGCAUGUACCCAGCAGACAUUCCAGUCAUUGUCCGGCAAUAUACAAACGCAGUGUUCCAGAGAGUGCUGAACAACCUUAAUGGUCUUGGUAAGGAUGCAGUCGAGGAGAUACAUCCUUGGGUGCUGUGCACCUUGAUUGAUUGGGACGAGUUUGACAAAGUCAUAUGCACUACAACAAAUCAUACUACAACAAAUCAUACAGAUGACAGAGAUACAGAGUCGGGAACAGGCACACCAUGCGAAAUGCCAGAGAUUAGAUCAACUGGGUUAACAUCUUCCUCUUCAGAUGGUGUAGGUAAGUAACAUCUCCAGCCAUAUUUUUUAUUAGCAC